AUGUACCUGUUCUCACCAACAGGUUUUACUGAUAUAGUACGAGGGCCUAAUGUGAUAUAUGAAGCCCCAUCCACUAUUGCAGCUUUCAAGGAAAGAAUAGAAUUAGUUAAGGAAGAAGAAAUUAAAUUACGAGAAAAAAUCAAGAAACUAUCAUUCAAAUCCAAUCAACUAUCAUUAUUAAUAGAUAAAACGCUCCAAGAAAGAGAAGAAAACCCAAUUGUUUUAGGUCCUUUAAAACCCGUUAUUCCUCCAUUGGCAAAUAUUGAAAAUGCAGCAGAUAAAAUACUUCAAAAACUAUUGUUACAGUCAGAUACAACGCAAAUAUUAAACUAUCUCAACGAAAAUCCAAUUUUUGAACAAUUAAUAUUUUCUCAAAAGUCAAUUUUUGAUGAUAAACUACAACUUGCGCUUACUCAUGCUACACCAGAAGUUCAGAUACUGUUUUUAAACAAAAUGACAGAGAGAUUUACUAAAAUACAAAACUAUUUCACAGAUACACUUAAAUUCAUUACAGAUCUUGCACAUGAAAAAGAACUAAUAGAUAUGUUAACUACUCCUAAUACAUCUGAAACAGAAUUUAUGAAAUUUUAUUUUUCACAAUUAAAUAAAAUUUCUGAACGUCUUAAUUUCGAUUCCUUUAAAGUAGUUUACACGUGUUCUGAAGGAGAGACUCUAUUUUAUCCAGAUCUCAAUCAAUCAAGGUUUAUUGACAUUGAUGAUUCAUUAUCUGGCCAAUUAAUUCAUAAUGAUUGUUACGAUUUUAUCAAUGAUCCAACAGCAUCAAGAAGCUUUGAAAUAACAUGUGAAGCACCUAUAUUUAAUACAACAUCAGCUCAUUGUCUUCCUUUGCAUUUGAAUCAGAUGCAUGUUGCUUUGUGUUUGUUGUUUUCGAAUAGAAGAGUUAAUUCCAUUGAAAAAGAGUUUAUUUUAGCAACAAUGAAUUUAAUGAAGCCAUUGAUAUCUUUAUGGAGAUUUGCAUUCUUACAUGCUUCUCCUUUCUCAUAUACGAAAUUAGCCAAAUCAAUUUCGAAUUUGCGAGAACAUGAAAAUUCAGAAAAUGAAUUGUUUUCAAAUGUCUCAAAAGAAGCUUGCUAUUUAUGUAAUGCGAAAGUUUGUAGAGUUCUAGCUGUUGAAGGUGCUGAAGUUGAUUUCCCAUCGCUUCCGAUUUUACCUGCUGAACCUUCUCUCAUUAGAGAAAGUUAUGAAAACAACAUUGUUAAUGCAAUAAGAAAUCCGAGAUCUCAAUCUUUUUUCAACAAAAAAUGUGAUGAUGAAAUAACUUUACCAAAAAUCACAUCACUUUUAGUUGUUCCUGUCAAAACAUUGCCUGUUAUUUUAGCUAUUUAUAAUCCAUUGUUUUCUAAUGAGUUUUCUAAUAUAACUGUUGGAAUGUCAAGAUUGUUUGCUGAAUCUUUAUCUCCUUUAUUGUUGCAGUACAAACUUAGAAGGCAACUGAAUGUUGCAAAGAAAGAGCAACAAAGAGAAUUAGGAUCUUUUCCAUUUUCUUCUGAUUUUUUGUUGAAAUUUACAAAAGAAAUUGGAAAAAGCGAUUUCAUUGAAAAUGUUUCGAAAUUUUUGAAGAUGGAAAUCAAUAUUUUCUUGAAACUAGAUGAUGAUUACUACGAAAACAUCAUAACGAAAGAAAAAACUGAGAAAGAAAACUUGACAUUGGAAAAUGAAGAAGAAGAUUCCGAAAAUUUGAAGAUUUUUCAUGUUGUUUCACAUGAUAAAAUGAUUUAUUUGAAAGCAACUUAUGCACCUCAAGAGGAUGAAGAAAGAUUUGAUAACCAUAUUAAUUGUUUAGAGACAUUUGUUCUUAUGUUAUCUGUUUAUUUGCAGAACAAAGAAAAUGAAAAAGUCAUCAAAAUAAUUGAUUCUCUUUCAAAUCCAAGUGAUGAGAAAAUGUCUGAACUUUUGGAAUGUAAAAUCACAUCUGAUAAAAAGAGUAUGAGAUCAGCAAGUGUUACAGCAAGUGUCUGUGAUGAUGGAACUCCUAUUUAUGUUGCAAGUGAUAAAAAACUUAAUGAUAAAGAGUUCGAAUUACUUGAAUCUUAUGCUGAAUGGCAAGCUUUUGCUAAAUCUCAUGAAAAAGAGAAAGAAAGGAAUGAUGUUUUAGUCGCUGCUUUUAUAAGAAAUAAAGCAACAGAUGUAUUCGAUUGUGAUGUCCAUAUGUUGUCUGAUUUCUUGACUACAGUAACUUUUUCGCAUUCUGAAGGAAGUUUUGCUCCAACGAGAAUAUAUGAAACUGUAAAUUCUUUGUUGAUCAAUCCAACUUGGAAAGAAAUGUUUAAUGACACAGAAAAGGUUAUUAUUGGUUUGUUGGCUGUUACUUAUGGUUGUAUGGAACAAUGGACAAAAGUUGAUUCAAAAAGUUAUCAAAAAGAAAUUCAAAAAUUGCCUAUUUACUGUCACAAGUUUGCUUGUAGAGUUAUUGACCAAUUAUGUACUAAUUUAGAAGAAAAUGAUGUUCUUCAAAUAUUGGAAACUAUCAAAGAUUAUUCUCUUAAUAAAACAGCAAGUGAGGAGUGUUUGAUUAUUGCUAAACUGAAACUAUAUUCCUUAGAUAAUUACAAACCAAGUAUUGUUGGAAAAAUCGCUGUUGGAAAAGCAAUUAUUUAUGUUUCACAAUCAAUUUUAGCAAGUUUAGAUCCACAAGCUUCAGUUGAAGAAAUGAACACAAAAUAUAAUGAAGAAUCAUUGAAACAAAUCUUGUUUGCUGCUGAAAAAGUUUUAAUUCCAAUGCUCACAUAUUUAUCUUCUAAAAAUACUGCAAUAUUAAAGAUGCUCUCUAAUGUUAGAGAAUCCAUGAAAUUGCUUAGAUCAAAAUGA
Molecule: messenger RNA, 2829 nt
Organism: Trichomonas vaginalis G3
Lineage: Eukaryota; Parabasalia; Trichomonadida; Trichomonadidae
Exons: 1
Coding region: 1-2829 (942 amino acids)
Source: RefSeq, a predicted model, not a curated record